Messenger RNA from Phasianus colchicus (ring-necked pheasant), 1456 nucleotides. Lineage: Eukaryota; Metazoa; Chordata; Aves; Galliformes; Phasianidae. The record is from RefSeq and is a predicted model, not a curated record.
GCACGCUUUCCCCUCACGGGGAGCCGAGCGGCGGGGCCGGCGGAGCGGGGCCAUGGCGGAGCCGGGCUGCAGGGCUCAGUUCCAGGCGGCCGUGCGCGUUAUCCAGGGGCUGCCGCGGAGCGGUUCGUACCGGCCUUCCUACGAGGAGAUGCUGCGCUUCUACAGCUACUACAAGCAGGCGACGGCGGGCCGCUGCCAGGAGCCCCGGCCCGGCUUCUGGGACCCCAUCGGGCGCUACAAGUGGGACGCGUGGCACAGCCUGGGCAGGAUGAGCAGGGAGGAGGCCAUGGCCGCGUACGUGGCCGAGAUGAAGAAGGUGGCCCAGAAGGUAACGGCGGCCGCGGGGCUCCGGGCGGUGCCGCCCGCCCUCGGCUCGGCCCACAGCGCCGCUCUGCCGCCGCCGCAGAUCAUCGCCACGCUGCGCCCGGAUGAGGCGACGCAGGAGAUGUUCCGCUACUUCGAGCCGCUCUACGAGGUGAUCCGCGACAUGCCGCGGCCCCCCGAGGGCUUCUUCCGACGGCCGGGCGAUGAGCAGGAGCAGCCAGCUGAGCACAGCCAGGAGGAGCGAGUGAGCAGCCCGGCCCCAGGGCGGCCGGAGGAUGCACUGCCCAAGGAGCAGCAGGAUGGGCAGCAGACGCCAGGAGCAGGGCUGGCUCCUGCUGCCGACACGCGCCAGGGCAGCCAGGGCACCAGCGACUCCGAGGGGGAAGUGUUCUGCGAUACCAUGGAGCAGAUGGAGCCUGAGCAGGCUGGGCAGCUGCUGGCUGAGCGGGGGCUGGUCCCAAAGAGCGCCCCGGCCGGGCGCGUGGCUGGGCGGGCGGCGCGGGGUGAAGGCAGAAGACGGGAGGGGAGCGGCGGUGCCGACCUCGCAGCCCGGGGCUCUGACAGAGGUCCGCAGCUCACCGGGGCAGAGGAGGAUGCGGGGAACCCCGCAGAGCCCACCGCCGCGGAGCAGCAGCUGCUGCCGGAGCUGGACGCCCACGUGGCUGGCACCGUGCGGGCCCUGCAGGACGACAUGCAGCGCGUGCUGGAGCGGCUGAGCGAGCUGGAACUGCUCACCUCCACGCAGGACACAUCUGGGGCCGAUCCCGGAGAGCUGCUCGCUGUGCAGGCGGAGUCCCCGUGGCCGCUACCCGCGUCCCCGCACACCCUGCUGUUCCUCGUGGCCUGGCCCUUCGUCACCCAGUGGCUGCUGCGGCGCUGGCGGGGCAGGAAGAGGUGACGCGUCCCCAUCGCGGCCUCCCGGCGCCCCGCGCAGCCGCCGCCGCUCCCGGUUCUGCUUCUCCCGCACCGCGAAGGCCGCGCCGCCGUCGGCUCGGGGCGGAGCAGCCGCGGGGUCCCGGGUGCCGCUCGGGGCGGGGGGACCCGGAGGGGCACAGACGGCAGGGAGUCAGGGCGCUGCCAGGCGGGGCUCAGCCCGGCCCCCCCUGAUUAAAGUUGCCUUUUCAGUGCGGUU